Messenger RNA from Peronospora matthiolae, 210 nucleotides. NCBI's taxonomy places the organism in Eukaryota, Oomycota, Peronosporomycetes, Peronosporales, Peronosporaceae. The record is from the annotation of a GenBank genome assembly.
AUGGAAAUCGAAUCGCUCGGUGGCAGCAGAGAUCUGCUACUGAUCGUCGACGAAGCCAGUGGAUGUAUGAAGGGCUUUUGUUUACGAGUGAAGUCCGAGAGUGAAGACUACAUCCGGAAGUACAUCACUAUGCUACAGACGCAAUUCUGUAAGAAGGUCAAGUUCGUGCGACACGACGGAGUCCGCAAGUUUGCAACCAGGUCGCUGUGA